AUGAUAUCAUUAAAAUUAAUAAUUUUAAAAUUUUUUAUUUUAAUUAAAUUAAUAAAUUCAUUACCAUCAGAAUUUAAUGUUAUUGGACCAUUUCCAAUUGGAGAAAGAGAGGAAGGAUUAGAUAGUUUAAAAGCAUAUGGUGGUAUUUUUGAAAUACCAAUUGGAGAUGAUACAAUGUAUCCAUCAGAAUUGGGUACAAAUGGAGUUGUUGGAUGGGAAAAAGUACAAUCAACAAGUGGUGGAUAUUUAUCAAUUGAUUGGAGUGAUAUUGUUGAUUGGUCAUUUUUACAACAAACUUGGGGUUGGUCAAUUUGGUUAUGGUAUGGAUAUGCCAUUGGUUCAUUCAAUGUGGAAAAUUCUGGUUCAUACAUUAUCAAUUGUUCAGGUACUAGACAAUAUUUCAUUCAAUCAACAACAACAACAAACACCAACAAUCAAAUAUUUGAAUUCUCUGGUGAUUUUUAUGGAUAUGGUACAGGUCAACAAUUAAUUCACCUAAAUCAAUCAACAACUUAUAAUUUAAUAGUUAGAAUGCAAAGCUCAGUUAGAUUAUCACAAUCACCUAAUUCUCAAUUUUCAUGUUCUUUGACGCCAAUUCAAAAUAAUCAAUAUAUUACAGUUUUAAAUUCUGAAACUUUAAUUUCAGAUUUAAUAAAUGGUGAAUUAGCAACACCUUUUGCAACAAUUACAAUUUUUAAUAAUGGAAUUUAUAGUAAUGAUAAUAAUGAUAAAAAUAAUAAUAUUAUUGAUUUAAUUAAUGUUACAGUUAAUAAUAAUACUCAAUCAAUAAUUGAUGUCAAAUUAUUAAAUAAUUCAAAUUUAAAUAUAUUAGCAGGUCAGAAAAUGUCAUUACCAUUAGAGAUUACAAUUGGUUCACAAAUUAAUUGUCCAUUUAAUUUAACAUUAAAUAUUGAAUCAAAUGGAGAGAUUAUUGGUGAAACAGUAAUUGAAUUUAAUUGUACAGAAUGGGGUAAUCCAUAUUUAUAUACAUUUUUAGAUUAUGAUAAUACUGUUCAAUAUGCAAUUGCUAUACCACCAACAGAAUCAUGUAGUGAUAGUGAAGGUGAAACUAUUUGUGGGGUAAUGUUAGCAACACAUGGUGCUGGUGUUGAAGCAUCUUCACCAUUUUGGAUGAACGCUAUACCACCACAACAAUCAUUAUGGAUUAUUUUACCAACUGGAAGAAGAUCAUGGGGAUAUGAUUGGGAAUCAUCUUCAAGAUUGAAUGUAAUGAGUUCAAUUGACUACUUGGUAAACAAUUUACCUGGUGUUCCAAAUCAAUUGAAAUCACAAUAUCAAGUAAAUGGUGAGAAAAUCUUAUUCGUUGGUCAUUCUUGUGGUGGUCAUGGAUGUGUUAGUCUUUUAUCAAGAUUUGGUGAUAUGGCAAUUGGUGGAAUGUGUGCUGCAGGUUUUGUUAAACUUCAAUUCUAUGUUUUCUACAAUACAAGACCUGGCUUCUCUUAUAUUGACCCUUCCCUACAGGGUUUAUUAAUGGCAUCGAUUGCAGAGAAUGAUAAUGAUCUUUACACUUCAAAUAUUGUUGGUAUACCAUUGAUGGUAAGGUAUGGUGAAAAUGAUACCAAUGUAAAUCCUUGGCAUAGUCGUAGAAUUGCAAGAAUGGUUGAUGAACAAUCCAAUCAACUUUCAUCAGUCACCAUUAGUGAAGUACCAAACUCUGGACAUUGGUUUGAUGGCAUAUUGAAUGACCAAUAUGUAUUGAAUUGGUAUAAUCAAUUGACAGAGAGUUCAUUGUUUUCUCAACCACCAAUACCAAAGGUGAUAACAGUGACUAGUCAUAAUCCUUCAUCAUCAGGUUCAAGGGCAAAUAUUAAAAUACUUCAAACUAUAAACCCAUCACGUGUUGCAAAGAUUCAAAUUGUUCAGAUCAAUAACGAACAAGGCGAGUUGGUUUGGAUUUUAUCAACUCAAAAUGUACGUAGAUUUGGGUUUCAAUCAACACCAAUUCGUACCCAAGGUCUACCAAUUAGUGUCACUAUUGAUGGUCAGCCAUUUACAACUGAAUUUUUACCAACAACUCAUUUCGCAAGAUUAGAUAAAUGGUUACCUGAUUGGAAUACAACCACCGAUACAACUUGGACUCAAACUGAACGUUCACCAUUAACCAGUGGUCCAAUUCGUCAAAUCUUUGAAAAACCAUUUACAAUUAUUUAUGGUACAAAUUCAACAAAUAUUGAUUUAUUCCAAUGGGGUUCAGUUUUUAUUUCAAACUUUUAUAAUACCUAUGGACGUGGUUCACCAAAUAUUUUAGCAGAUAUUGAUUUCGUUGAACCAGAGAUUUGUUCCUCAAAUGAUAAUUACAUUUUGUUGGGUAAUAGUUUUCAAAAUUUAGUUACCUCAAAAUAUCAAUCAUUAUUACCAGUGGUUUUUAAUUGGGAUAACUCUUUUUCGGUGGGUCCAUCCUCUCCAUACUCUUAUCCUGGUACUGGUAUUUUAUUUUUAGCUCCAAAUCCAUGUGGUCAAGGUUUAAUUUUAGUAGUUGCUGGUUAUGAUGAUCAAGGUUUUAAUAAUGCAUUACAUUCAAUUCCACAACGUUCAGGUGUUUUAGUUCCUGAUUUUAUGGUAGUUGGUAAUGAUAUUUGGAAAGGUGCUGGUGGUAUCAUUUCAACUGGCUUUUGGGAUCCAAAUUGGUUUGUUUCUUUAGAUUCUUCUUAUUUCGGUUUUACUCCAUUUUAA
Dictyostelium discoideum AX4 is the source of this 2694-nucleotide messenger RNA. RefSeq lists its product as hypothetical. Bases 1 to 2694 code for a protein of 897 amino acids. Gene Ontology annotation, molecular function: serine-type peptidase activity. The transcript has 2 exons. The record is from RefSeq and is a predicted model, not a curated record. Lineage: Eukaryota; Evosea; Eumycetozoa; Dictyosteliales; Dictyosteliaceae. Gene Ontology annotation, biological process: proteolysis.